Messenger RNA from Dimorphilus gyrociliatus, 1126 nucleotides. Lineage: Eukaryota; Metazoa; Annelida; Polychaeta; Dinophilidae. The record is from the annotation of a GenBank genome assembly.
UAUGUCUGAGUCACUUGCAGCUUGCGGAUUUUAUUAUAUGCAAGAUGAAGAUAAGGUAAAAUGUUAUAAAUGUGAGAUAGUUUUAUAUAAUUGGAUAGAAAAGGAUGAUAAUCCUUAUAAGAUACAUUAUAAGUUUAAUGCCGAUUGUGAUCAUCUUAAGGAGAAAUUUGGUAGUGAUAACAGCAUGCAAAGUAUUUCCAGCUCCCAUGAAGAAAAUAAUUCAAAUCAACUAUAUUUAUAUGAAGAAGAACCAAAAUAUCCUUCAAUGAGAUUGUUUAGUUCAAGAAAAAAAUCAUUUUAUCAGUUAAAAUGGUUUGAGGAGAGUUUGAUUGAAGAAUGGGCAACUUUUGGAUACUUUUUUGAAAAAUCUGAUCAAAAGAAAGAUUUUAUAAACUGUUUCUUUUGUGGAUUAACCAUAAUAUUCAUUAAUUCAUCUAAAGAAACAAAGAAUCCUUUGUUUUGGCAAAGGAAGAAUUUUAACGCAAAAUUUUUACAUGAAAAAUUAUUCCCUAACUGCAGCCAUAUGGUUAAGAAAUGUGGGAGAAAUUUCAACUUAAAAGAUGAAGUUUCAACAUAUUUUCGAAAUGAUAAAUUUAUUUCCAGAGAUGGUACUUUCAAUUUAAGUAGAGAACCUGCAAAAGUGUCAGAAAUAUUCAAUGUCGACCCUAGGGAAACUCGAGCUAGAUUAGAUACUGCACUUUUACAGAUACUUGUAGAUUAUGGUUAUGAGUGGGAUUUAUUAAUAAGAAGUAUUGAAAUAGCAAUGAAACGUUAUUAUGAUUUUGAAAAUUUACUACAGUUAAAGAGUAUUGUGGAUAAUCUUGUAAUUUUAAAAACUAAUGAUGUAGCUAACAAAUUAAAUAUUCCGUUAGAUUUAUCUCCAGCAAGUACUGAUUUUCCCCCAAAACAACCCAGAACCUUACAGGAUUAUAAACAUGUCAAUGGAUUGAUAACUGAAGCAAGACGUUGCAAAAAUAGGAAGAAAUUCUGUUCAAAUUUUGCAAACACAGUGAUUAUCCCAUGUGGCUGUUUAUAUACUUGUAACGAAUGCGCAAACUCUAUUAUAUUUUGCGCGUACUGUGGAAAACUAAUAAAGUCUACUUUGCGAGUACUAAACAUGUCAUAG